AUGCUGCGAGAGGCCAAGGGGAGCGCCGCCAUCCGCAGCUCGGCGGGCACCGCCACGUUGCAGGCUAUGCGGGCCGCCACCCUCACUGAGGUCGCAAGCAGCGACGGCGGACGCGAGGCAUUGGAGGCCGCGCGGCCCGCGGUGCAGCCGAAGGAUGCGUUGGGCGGCGCAGGCAGCGUGCCGCCGGCCGCGGCGCCGCAAGUCAAGUAG
Messenger RNA from Monoraphidium neglectum, 210 nucleotides. RefSeq lists its product as hypothetical. The transcript has a single exon. The record is from RefSeq and is a predicted model, not a curated record. Bases 1 to 210 code for a protein of 69 amino acids. NCBI's taxonomy places the organism in Eukaryota, Viridiplantae, Chlorophyta, Chlorophyceae, Sphaeropleales, Selenastraceae.